This is a messenger RNA of Linum tenue, 2937 nucleotides long. The record is from the annotation of a GenBank genome assembly. Lineage: Eukaryota; Viridiplantae; Streptophyta; Magnoliopsida; Malpighiales; Linaceae.
UUUUCCCUUCUUUAACUGUCAAGUUUGCUAUAUAUCUGCCCCUCUUGGGGGUGAAUGAAUGAAUGAAUCUAUGGUGGUGUGGAGCUAUGAAGGGGAAAAGCUCCAACAUGCCAUGCUGCUUUGAGAGGGAGUCACCUGCAUUGAAGCAAAUCCUCCUCAAACUAUACCAUGCUGAAAAGCCAGUGGAGAUCGAUCAUCACUUGUAUGAAUUCGGGUCAGUGGAGUACUAUGUGCAGGUAACAUCCAAGCUCCACUAGGUCCAUAUCAAUGUCUCCAGAGAGUAGAGACAUUACUGAUUCUGGUGCAAUGUCUUUUUGUCAAAGUCCUCAGCUGCUGAUCCACACCACAGCUUCUUGUCAGUGCUCACUCCACUGCUCUCCCAGGGAGAAAUCCCAUCCAAUGGUCCACUCUCCCCCUACACUAUCCAAAUGGUGAAAGAUAUUUGUUCUGAAUCUGCAGAGGUUGUGGAGCCUGCAAGAGAAGGAUACCAGCUCACUCUAAAACUGAACUUUUCUAUGAUUCCCAAGAGCAAAGAAUCAGAGAAAGUGGUGAGACGAAUUGCAUCAGUGCAAGCUGUGAUAAUAAGUUCACAGCUGAAAGAAAUAUUUCGCGGUGUCGAUUCCCAUGGAACGUUUCAACCCAUCAAACUUGUUUAUUACCCAAGAGAGCCCUUCUACCUAAUCAGACAGCCGCAGAAAAUCACUGCAGUAUUCCCCAUGCGAUUUAAGGAACAUUCAGAUGUCGUUAUUGCAACAGCAUUCUUCCAGGUACUGCACAACAAAAGUUCUGGCCUAAAGUCCAUCUUUCUACUAGCCAUGAUUUGUACACUUAACAUUCAUCACUAUGCUGAAAUCUGCAACAGGAACUUAUGGACGUGGGAAGUUCAGCAAAAUGGGCCAAAACACCCACCUGCACCUGGGCGCCUAUACCGCCGCCAGAACUGAGGGGAGAGUCCAUAGAAGAUUUGAGCACCAACGGCGGUUUCGUCAGUUUUGGUAGUUCCCUGUACAGUCGACAUGAUAGAAGCAUUACCAGUCAAUACAGCUUAACAUUUUUUAACAGUAGCUAUCUACACAUUGCCAGACAUAUGUUCACGCCAUGUUGAGGGCAAGAAGCUAGAGAAAACUGUCUGGACCCUGUUAAACUUCUAUGCCUUCGUCAAAAACCACAUUAAGGUAAUCAAGACGUAAUCUUUUCCCUCCAUCCUUCUCCUUAUUCUGUUUCACAAAAGAAGAGCAACAUCCCAAACCAACAAUGACCACUGUACAUUCAUUGGUUGGCAUCUUUUCGAACAGUGCACCAGAGGUUUGAUACAGAGGAGGAUGCAAAAGCGGUUGGAAAGUCUGGUUGAGGUAACGGAACAUAGAAACUUGAGCAAUGGAGUUGGCAAAGAGGAACAGUACUAACUUUUCUGGUGGCACGCAAUUUUGCAGGUCCUGCACAAAGGAGCUAUGGAAGAAGACAACAAGGUUAAAAGGAGAAGAGGAGGCAGAUACAUCAGAAAACUGGUCAGCUUAUCUAAGUUUAAAACACUCAAAAGAAGAUGCAGUGACAUAGUAAACAAGAUCAAACGCCUUCGCUACAGAAUCAAAAUCCACGGAUUCAACCGCUUUCGCAGACGAUGGCUAACCUUGCCAAAGUUUUCUUCUUCAAGGGGGUACAGCAGGCUGGAGUAGCUCACUUUCACCAUUGAAACACCACUUUCGUUGCUGUUUCCAUAGAGCUAGCACAAUCUCCACACAACUCAAUAGCUUGCAGAUUGGAACAAUCUCCACAUGAAACAACCUGUGUAAAGUUGGUGACUUAGUGUGUAAUUUGCUGCCACAGAAGCAAAAAAAAAUGGACGGUUAGGAUAUUCUUAUCAACAACACUGGAAUGUAUGAAACAAUGAGCGACUACAAUUCUAGAUCUAGAUUUUUCACCUCUUUUUCCAACGAGUUCAAAUAUCAGAAGCAAAAUGAACUACGUGUUUGAAUACCAAAGCUAAAAUCCAACUCCAUGCCCACCUCCUCCGGUUGUGGCUCUAAUUGCUCCAUCACUCUCUUCCUCACACCCAGCCUUAUAUCAUCACCAACAGAAGUACCCCCAAAAAGAUCCCACCAGUCUUCAAGCCACAGAAGGAAAAAAAAAAAAAAGAGCAGAAGAAGAAUAUCACAGAAACUUGGGAAGAAGAAAAAACCCACAUCCUAGAAAAGAGAGAAUCUUGGCCUGGUUUACAGAAAUUUCUUCUCUUCCUAGUUGCUGUGUAUAAUGGCUGUUGCUUCAAUUUCUGCAACUGGGGUUAAAGGAGGUUUCGGUACCUCAUUCAUGGGGGAAUGGGGGACAUCAAUGGCUGGCGAGGAUUACACCGUGCUGUCGAGGUCAGUUCCAAACCAAGUCAGAGUCGGGAAGCCAGUGAAGAUGCCACCCAUGAUGAAGAACGUUAACGAAGGCAAGGGUCUUUUUGCUCCAGCUGUGGUUGUUGCUCGCAAUCUCAUUGGGAAGAAGAGGUUUAAUCAGCUUCGAGGCAAAGCUAUCGCCUUGCACUCACAGGUAAUCACCGAGUUCUGCAAGUCGAUUGGAGCAGAUGCAAAGCAAAGGCAAGGGCUGAUUAGGUUGGCCAAGAAGAAUGGAGAAAAACUUGGCUUCCUCGCUUGAUUUGAUAAACACAGGACAAAGCAAAGAAAGAUACAGGUCCAUUUUGUGUUGGAACUCCAUUGUAAAGGAGAUGGAAAGUUGCCUGAGAGAACCAACGCCACCACUGCUGUAGUAUUUGUACAACUGUAACUGUUGCUCUCAUUCUUAAUGCUGUCUGUAAUAGUUCCCUUGUGUUUUGACACUAUCUAGACAUCACAAUUUUAGCUGUAGUUCCUGAAAACUGAGUUUUUUUCCUAUGAAGAAUAGAUUAGCUAUGACUUAAAAGCCAAACAGGAAAGAAAACUGGAAACUCUGCUAGGA